This is a messenger RNA of Sphaeroforma arctica JP610, 291 nucleotides long. RefSeq lists its product as hypothetical. Lineage: Eukaryota; Ichthyosporea; Ichthyophonida. The record is from RefSeq and is a predicted model, not a curated record. The annotation marks the transcript as partial. The transcript has a single exon.
AUGUUGAUCACAAGAGCAAUUGCACCGUGUAUACGCCCCGCGGUUUGUAGGUAUGCUUGCAGCUUACUGGCGGGUGGAAAAGCAAAUGCAAACGUUCGUCCGGAAUCAAAUAAAUACAACCACGCGCACACGCAUAAGAGAUACGCUGCAACACAGGAAGCACUUACUCUGAAUGUGGCAGAUAAAUGGAAGCCAGAACAGCAAACCGAAAUCCUGCCACUAGACACCGCCUUGAGGUUUCUGAAGGCGUAUGAUAUACCUCUGUGGAGUGGGAAGCCUGCGACGUUAGAG